Phascolarctos cinereus (koala) is the source of this 636-nucleotide messenger RNA. RefSeq names its product C-C motif chemokine 3-like. Lineage: Eukaryota; Metazoa; Chordata; Mammalia; Diprotodontia; Phascolarctidae. The record is from RefSeq and is a predicted model, not a curated record. Gene Ontology annotation, molecular function: chemokine activity; CCR chemokine receptor binding. Gene Ontology annotation, biological process: cell chemotaxis; positive regulation of cell migration; chemokine-mediated signaling pathway. Gene Ontology annotation, cellular component: extracellular region.
AGUAGAUAUUUGCUCUCUGCAGCCAGAGGGACCAUCGGUUGCAUGUUUGGUGACCAGAUAUGUCUAUGCAACUUGCCAGCUCACCCAGAGCAGGGUCCUGGUCACUAAGAAUCAAGGUCAAGGUCAAGCUGAACAUUCUUCCACGUUGGCUUGGGUCCCAAGCUUCUCCUCAUCCUGACCAUGGGGGUCUUGGUGGCUGUCUUCUCCUUCUUCCUUCUCCUCCUCCCUUCUGGCUUCUGCUUGGUGAUGUCAGUCAAGCACGCUGCUUCAACUGACUUUGUCCCCUGCUGCAACAACUUCAUCAGCCAUCGGAUCCCACAAUCUCUUGUGAUCGGUUUUGUUAGGACCAGCCCCCAGUGCCCCAAGCCUGGAGUUUUGUUUGAAACCAAACAAGGACUGAAAGUCUGUGCCAAUCCAGCUGUCCACUGGGUCCAGAGGUAUAUCAAAAGCCUGGGUUUCAACUAAGCUGGGGGGACAGGGUGGCAGGCGAAAGAGGACAAGGAAAGUCAGCUGGAGCAUACCUGUGCCCUUUUGCUAGUGCUGACCUGGUCCUGGCCCCCAGGACUGCAGGCAGCCUCAAAGCUGCUAUUCCCACCCCAGAGGGAUGGAUGGAAAUGGGUCAAGCUGCUCCCACAG